Molecule: messenger RNA, 1263 nt
Organism: Rhinocladiella mackenziei CBS 650.93
Lineage: Eukaryota; Fungi; Ascomycota; Eurotiomycetes; Chaetothyriales; Herpotrichiellaceae
Exons: 1
Coding region: 1-1263 (420 amino acids)
Source: RefSeq, a predicted model, not a curated record
AUGCCUUACUCUUCGUUUUGUUUUUUCUUUGCCCUUGCCAAUCUUUCUGGACUGGCCGGGCUAGCUUGCCCUGCCAAAUACCGGCUGCUCUGGAUCCCAUCUCUCAUUACGACCAGUGUACUUGCAUUCCAACGCCUGAGCGAUAUACCAAUCUCUGUGGACGCCGCAAGUACACUGGGGCUGUUCAUUAUCAUCUGGAACGCACAUGUCAUAAGCUUGGUCACCGUCCACCACUCAGACAGAGUGCAAUUUUUAAUGCGGCAAUCUCGAGGAGAGCAUGAGGACACCAAAAAGUCCUUCGUGCUUCUACCAGAGACUCAGAAGGAAUGGCAUUGGAAGGGUGCAUACAAGAUGCUGUAUAACAGCCGCUGGAUCGGCUCCUCCAUCGAAGUUCCUGGGACUCGUACGGCCAAGGUCAAGCCCGUCGAACCUGCUCAGCGUAAAAAGGGGAGCUAUCCGGCGAUCUCCUGGCAUCAGUAUCUUGAGAAAUAUCUGAUAUCUCCAAGGCCAACGUUCAUGAUCAUACAGAUUCGACGCUUGCUCGUCAUUGCGGCUAUGACGAAGUUCCUGUCAGUCAUCCUGACAAACCCUCAACAUCAGGCCUUCCAACCCUUACAGAUUUUCGACAUCAACGCCACCCACGAUUCAUACUUUCGCCGCAUCGGCGAAGUCACAGCGCGCGAAACUACAAUCCGCCUAAUCACCGUAUUCUUCUUCAUCUGGAACGCGUACGCGAACCUGACAUCCCUCCACGCCGCUCUAUCCAUCAUAUUCGUCGCCCUUCUCCGCUUUGAUGACCCAGAUGAAUGGCCACCCCUCUUCGGCUCGCUUGGAAAGGCGGUUUCUAUCAGACGCUUCUGGACCGGCUUUUGGCACUCACUAGCAUACCGGCCGUAUGAGGCAAUCGCCGAGGUUCUGACGAACACGCUGCUCGGGCUUAAGAAACACGGCGCUCUACACCGGCCGAUGAAGAACCUCGUGAUCUUCAUGUGCUCGGGCAUCAGCCACGCUCUGGUCGCGCAGCAGUUACUUCCUUGUGGCGCAAGGGAAGAAAUAUGGUGGUUCUCGGUGAACUUUGCUGCGGUUGUCUUCGAGGACAUUUUUGGACUGAUCGUAAAGAAAGCGGGUCUCAGGCCUUCUGGUGCGGGAGGGAAACUAGUAUGGAGGAUAGGCGGGUAUCUAUGGACGCUGGGUUUUAUGUUCUGGUCACUUCCCAAAGUCCAAUACCCCCAACUCCGUUGUACGGUAGGCGGCGAGGUUUAA